AUGCACGGUCGUCGCGACGCCUGCGUCCCUUCCCUAGCACAUGUACUGCUCGUCGCGGCGGCGCUGAUGAUCCCUUUCGCUGCCGCGCAGCCGUGGCAGGCCUGCGACAGCCAGAGCGGCAACUACUCCGCGGGCAGCACCUACGCGGACAACCUCCUGCGGCUCGUCUCCAUCCUCCGCGCCAACGCCUCCAACUCGCCCGCGCUCUUCGCGUCGGGCUCCGCCGGCGCCGGCGCGGACGCCGUCUACGGCCUCGUGCUCUGCCGCGGCGACGUCAGCGCGUCCGACUGCUUCGACUGCGGCACCCGCGCCGCCGAGGACGUGCAGCGGGUCUGCAACCGCACCCGCGACGCCGCGCUCGUCUACAACCAGUGCUACGUCCGCUUCGCCGCCGCCGACUUCCUCGCCUCGCCCGACAACACCGGCAUGGUGCCCCUCAUCAGCGGCACCAGCAUCCCCAGCGGCGUCGACGCCGUGGCCUACGUCGGCGCGGUCGCGAGACUUCUCAACGCCACCGCCCGGUACGCGGCGGAGAACUCGGUCCCGUCGUCGCCGCUGCCGAGGUUGUACUUCGCCACGGGGCAGCUGGUGGGGCUCGACCCGCGGGUGCCCAACAUCUGGUCCAUGGCGCAGUGCGCGGGAGACCUGUCGCCGGCGCAGUGCCUGCGUUGCCUCGAUGAUCUGGUGAUGCUGUGGUGGAAGAGUGGGUCAUUGCCCAACGGGGAGGGCGCGAGGCUCGCCGGCUCGCGCUGCAACCUCAGGUCCGAGCUCGGGGACAAGUUCUACACCGGCACUCCGAUGGUGAAGCUACAGAUGAACGGUGACGCGGCCGUUCCGUCGCCGUCUACGGAUGUUGUGCCGGCCACUGUAGGAGGUCAGUACUACUCAUCCACUCCAGAUUAA
Panicum virgatum (switchgrass) is the source of this 903-nucleotide messenger RNA. Its product is annotated as cysteine-rich receptor-like protein kinase 10. Lineage: Eukaryota; Viridiplantae; Streptophyta; Magnoliopsida; Poales; Poaceae. Bases 1 to 903 code for a protein of 300 amino acids. The record is from RefSeq and is a predicted model, not a curated record. The transcript has a single exon.